UGAAGCGCGUUCUCUCUCUCUCUGUUGUAAAGGCGUGGUGACACACACACACACACACACACACACACUCUCUCUCUCUCUCUCUCUCGCUGAAACAGACUUCUGUUAGGCAGCUGUUGGAAGUGAAGUGGAGGAGCGGCUGCCUUUGGAGCGGAGUCAGUGAAUCACCUCAUCAGCCCGGGCAGAGCGGCAGUCGCUCCGCGGAGUGGACAACUGCUCGGUCAAAGACUCUUUUACGCACCGGGCAACUACCUGAAAAAACGCAUCGCGAGAGGAGGGAUCCAGCCUGCAACUACGUGAAUCUCUUCUCCUGGAAUAUUGCCUUUGAUUGUUGGCAACACAUUUUGAAUUUAUCAGUUAAAGAGAAGACAUUUCUAAAGCAGAAUGAAGGAAUUUACACCUUUCCUCAACAUGAUUGUUCUUGCGCUGCUUGUCGCCCUCGUUUCAGCGACCAAAUUAAAUGUACCGCGGCUGAGACUAUCCUACAAAGACCUGCUGUCCACCAACAGGUCAUCUAUCUUUAGUGGUCAUCAUGGCCAACUCUCUCUUACUGCUGUCUUCCUGGAUGAGUACCGUGACCGCCUCUUUCUGGGAGGGAAGGACGUCCUGUACUCUCUCAUGCUGGGACCUGUCAGCAGCGAGUCCAAGGAGAUCCACUGGCCCCCGUUACCUGGCAACAGAGAGGACUGCGUUGAAACAGGGAAGGAACAGACUGAGUGUGCCAACUUUGUCCGCCUCCUGCAGCCCUACAACCGCACCCACCUCCUGGCCUGUGGCACUGGUGCCUUCCAGCCCAUGUGCACCUUCAUCUAUGUGGGGCACAGAGGGGAGCAUGUGUUCACAAUGGACCCCACGAAUGUAGAAAAUGGAAGAGGAAAAGUCCCUCAUGACCCCAGCCUACCCUUUGUGAGCACCUUCACUGGUGGGGAGUUGUAUACAGGACUUACAGCAGAUUUCCUGGGAAGAGACUCUGUGAUCCUCAGGAGUAUGGGAGGUCGCAACACUAUGAGGACAGAGACUGAUGAGAAACUUCUUCAUGACCCGAAGUUCAUUGCUGCCCACCUCAUCCCAGACAAUGACGACAGAGACAAUGAUAAAGUGUAUUUCUUCUUCACGGAGAAAGCCACAGAGGCAGGGGACAGGGAAGGGGCCAUACACACACGUGUGGGACGAGUCUGUGCAAAUGAUGUUGGAGGCCAGAGAGUGCUGGUGAAUAAGUGGAGUACCUUCAUCAAAGCGAGGCUGAUUUGUUCUGUACCAGGACCUCAUGGUAUUGACACACACUUCAACCAACUGGAGGAUGUUUUUCUGCUGAGGACGAAGGAUGAGAGGAACCCAGAUAUCUAUGCGAUCUUCAGUACUAUCAGCAAUGUGUUCCAGGGUUUUGCUGUGUGUGUUUACCGCAUGGCUGACAUCAGGGAAGCUUUCAACGGACCCUUUGCUCAUAAAGAGGGUCCUGACUACCAGUGGGGUGCUUAUGAAGGCAGGGUCCCUUAUCCAAGACCAGGGGUGUGCCCCAGUAAAAUCACCAACCAGCCUGGCAGAGAGUUUGGCAGCACAAAGGAUUACCCUGAUUCAGUGCUGCACUUUGCCCGCAGCCACCCACUGAUGUGGCGGCCAGUGUAUCCAGCUCUGCGCCAGCCUGUGCUUGUAAAGGCCAAUAUUCCCUACAAGCUGAAACAAAUCGUGGUGGACCGGGUCGAAGCAGAAGAUGGACAGUAUGAUGUCAUGUUCAUUGGCACGGACAUUGGUACAGUAUUGAAGGUCAUUGCCCUGCACAGUGGAAACAGUCUAGAGACAGAGGAGGUCACACUGGAGGAGCUACAAGUCUUUAAAGUGCCAACCCCAGUUACAUCAAUGGACAUAUCUGUUAAAAGGCAAGCCCUGUAUGUGGGCUCUCCAGCAGGUGUGGCACAGGUGAAGCUGCAUCGCUGUGAGACUUAUGGAAAAGCCUGUGCUGAAUGCUGCCUGGCCAGAGACCCUUACUGCGCCUGGGAUGGAUCAUCAUGUGCACGAUAUGUACCCAACAGCAAACGCCGCUACCGCCGGCAGGACAUCAGGCAUGGAAACCCUGUAUUGCAGUGUGUGGAUCAGAAUCUGAGCGACCUUGACGUGACGGAGGACAGGGUGGUGUAUGGGACGGAGAACAACAGCACCUUCCUGGAGUGUGUUCCUCGCUCUCCACAAGCUACUGUAACCUGGCUCGUCCAACACAAUGACCACAAGGAAGAGGUGAAGCUAGAUGAUCGUGUAAUGUCUACCGAGCAGGGCCUCCUGUUCCGUCAUCUCUUCCGCCAGGAUGAAGGUGUGUACAUCUGCCGCUCCCGUGAGCAUGGAUUCACGCAGACCCUGGCCCGCCUCACCCUCGAAGUCCUCCAGGGGGAGACCGUGGACGAGCUCAUGGCUCGUGACAACGCUGGCCUCUCUGACUCGUUCAAAGACCGGUCCACAGGAGGCUACAGGGCCUGGAUGCCUUGUAGCACUUACAGCAGGGGCGGCUCAUCAAGCCAAUUCAGCCAGUCGCGCACAUGGUUCAAGGAUAUCAUGCAGUUGAUUGGGCCAUCAAAUCUGCCACAGGUGGAGGAGUACUGUGAGAGGAUGUGGUGCAACGACAAGCUGAGGAGGAAACACAAGAGCAUGCUGGAGAAAUACCGGCAGGCGCAGGAGAGUGCCAGGAAGGCCCGCAGCAAGAGCUCCGGUGAGCGUAACCGGACGCCGCGGGAUCUGAGCGCAUGGGAGAAGUAAUGGAGAGAAUGUGGGAGGGGAAAAGAAGGAGAAAAUGAAGGAGGAGAAAGAACGAAAGAUUAUAGUACUGGACAAGAUGAAAGGGGCAACAAAAGGAUCAAGACCAGUCUGAUAGUACCUCAGCAGUCAGAUUUGUAAGAGCAGGGUAGAUCAGAACAGUGUUUCUGCUUUGGCUGGCCAUCAAACCAACUGAAUAGAUUUUAUAAGAUCAGUGUAUAAAAUCAGUCUAUGUGUAGGUCAGGUGUUAGAGAUUGAUUCUGACUGUGGCCCAAAAAAGACAGAAGUGUUUUGUUGUCUGGAAAGACAACAGGGAAAGAGAUGUGACAAUGACACGAUGUUGACAUUGAUAAAGAGGAAACAAGGGAUAAUCUUUCAAAUACACACUGAGGAGAUUUUUAAAAAUCUUGAUUGCCAUGGACCCCUCCCCCUCUCACAACCUUGCCCAUGUAUACUUUUACUGUUAUUGAAAUGACAGUCACUGCUUUCAUUGCAACACAUCAUGUAAGUCAUUUGUCACUGAGAAAACCUUCAAAAUUUCACAAACCUCAGAUUUAAAAAAUGUAAUGCAUGCCUGUGGAUUGACUUUACUGACAGCAGACCCUGUUUUAUGUCUGCUUUUGCAGCCUCAUUGACUCCUUGAUGAACAGUGUGUUGGCUUAUAUCAUUGUGUUUAUUCUCUCAUGAGACUUCCAGCUGCACUUGUCAAGUUUUUCAUGUAAAUAUCCAUGCUAAAUGCAAACUGGGGCCUCAACAGAGAGGAACAGCACAUUUACAAACUUUGCAUCCUUGAACUACAAAAUAACAACCACUUCCCAUUUCUGUCUUCCUCACUACCAAGUUGGUCACAUUUCACACAGUGCAAUCACUGGAUUCAUCUCCUUCUCACUUAUUGUAUUUAACGGCCCGUGUCUUGCCUCGUUCUGCACUUGCCUUUGUGAUAAAAUGUUCAUGUGUGACUUCAGCUCAAGACAUAACUGUCUAUGCUGUAUACAAGGCAUAUGAAGCUAAUCGAGCACACAGACUUAAACACUCUCUGAACCACACUCCCACACACAGUUCCAUAAACUGAAGUUCCACUAACCCAUCACACUGAAUGCAUAAGCUCAACUAAUUCAAACUGGAAGCUACCGUGAGACGACUGUUGAUAGUUCAACAGACUAAAAGGCACAUUGCUUUAUUUUUCCUGCUGUGGGCUGAACGUUUCAUUAAACACCAGUUAGAGAUCAAAAUCCCUCCUCUCUGACCCGUAAAGGGAUAUUUCAGAGAGGUUUAUUUUCAUGCUUUUGGGUUAUAUACUGCACCACCUCUGGAAAUGUACCUAAUGGUGACAGUCAAACUUCAAUAUUCACUUCCAUGGGUAAUCCUUAGGCAACUCAACUUUACUUAACACAAACCCAAUUACCAAAGUGUCCAAAACAAACAAACAAACAAAAAUGUCUAUUAAACACCCAAAGAUCUUCAAUUUAUGAUGAUAAAAACAGGCAUUUUGGGUGGUAAACUGACUCUUCAAUAAACUAAACUCAAGUCACAUAUUCUCUCUGUUCAAGCAGAGAUAUUAUACAGUAUGUUUACUACAACCAUUAUUGACAGUUUGUAUUCAUGCUUUUGCCUUUAAAGGAAAUUACAUAACCCAACCUCUUUGUGGUAACCUCAGCUCACAUGUUAAUCAGCUACUGAACUCCCUUUCCCACAGUUCCUCUGUGUGCUGUAGCUUUCCAAUGACAAUAGAGGGAACAAUAGAAGGGUCAACUGUAAUGACCAACUCCUUUUGUCUUUCUGCUUUGGAAACAGUGGUUUUAAGAUGGUUCAUAGUUUGAACACAUGAUAAUCCACAUUGUUAUUAUCAUCAGUUAUGUUGUUAAAAUAUUAUACUCUUUUUUAUGGUUACUCAAUCCACAAGAGGAGAAUGGAGGGUUGAAUAAAUUAAUGAGACUGCGCAACAGAGAUAAAGAAAACAAAAUGGCUUUGAAUAAGGACAGAUGUGAGCAUUGUAAGUGCAAGUGGUGAAAUCAUCAGUUUCCCAUUAUAAACUGUACAAAAGUUGUCUGUGCUCAUUAAAUUCAUUUGAAGACAGCUACAUCAAUUCAGAAACACAAUCAGCACGUAGCCGAGUAGGAAACUGAGGAUGUCCAACAUGGCUGCCAAAUGGUGUGUUACUUCACAUGAAAUCCCUGUAAUUUGUAUACAUAUGGAAGAUGGUAUAUCUUUUCCUGGAGCCCUCUAAUUACUUAAAAUUAGCCAGGAAGGAGACACUACCACUAAUGAACUUGACUUUUUUGUGACCUACGUGGCGUGUGACUGGCCUCUGAGAGGACAAACAAAAAGAGAGGAGGAGAGGAAAUCGGGGAAGAAAGGAGAAAGAGAUUUUUUAAAAAAUAAGGUACUACAAGCAUCUUGUGAAGGCUGGAUUUGCAAUUUAUAUAUAAAAAGCCCUCAUCCCUAUUAAAACACAUUUUCCCACAAUUCAUCAGCAUUAAGUGAGUUUUUCAAAAAGGUGACACAUUUUUCCCUGGUUUGUUUAACACACUUAAGCACAUGUUUAACUCCAGCAACGUUUAUUUUCUUAGUUUGAGAUUUGGGAGACUGGCUAUUAGACUCCAAUUCUGGUGUUUGCUCUAAAAAUAUUGCUUCUGAUGUAUAUCUAAACUGAAAGAAAAUGAUAGAGGGACAGGAAGACGGUGUCCAUGAAACAAAGAGACAGACAGCUGGCAGGGUAAAAUAAAAUUAACCCACAGUAAAAGUUCAUUUACUCUGUAACAAUUUUAUAUUUUAAUUCAUAAUUCUGUGCUGCACAAGUACUAGUUUGUUUAUUGUGGUGGUAUCAGAUUUGCUUGAGCCUCUGCCUCUCUAAAGCCUGAAUUACUGUCAUCACAAGAUUUUAAACUGUUCAUACUUUAACUUUUGCAACUAUGAUUGUGAAUUUAGUGUGUAAAAUUGUCUAAAGUUUCAAGUUCCCAUUUUACAGUAACUGUCAUAAGAUAGAAGUGCCAAAAUAAAUGCUGACACUCUUUUUGUGUGAGAGUUUUUGAGCCUUAAAAUGCUUCAGGUGAAAAUGCUUCAUUCUUGCAAAUAUGAAAUUAGUAGUAGAAGACAAGAUGUGCCAUUAUUCACUAAAUAUUAUAAACAGCUGUGCAGGUUCAAACCAGACAUUUUAAGGCUUCAAAUAUAUUUCAGUUGUUGUACAGUUGUACAAAGAGUGUUGUGGUAUUGCAUAUGACAUUUUAUAUAUAUUUAACUUACUAUUUUGAUGUCCACUCUAGCUAGUUGUGUUCAGUGCAGUUUCUCCAAUUUUUUAAAACUUGUACCUAAAAACACAGAAAUAAUUCACAACACUUGUCCUCCCUUAAUGUUUAAAUGUCAUAUUUUGCAGAGUAUAUAUAGAAGACCUGCUAGAUUUAUCAUUUGACAAGGACUCAAACACUCAAUAAUAUUGUAAUACUUUUUGUAAAACUGGGGCAGGCUUUCGCUCCUGCUAAACUACAGCAGGUGAUUUCACUAAUUAGCUGCUCCUCCUGAUUGGUGGUGACCUAAUUAAUAAAUACCUGCACAUGCUCUGACCUCCACAGCUACUCUGCAUGACACAGACAAGAGGUUCAGUCAGCAGUCAAAUGUUAAAGAAGAGACUGCAGUUAAAACAUUUAAAUGAUUUAUCUGUGAAUUUGUCAGCAGUCCUACUACCAUACUAUAGUAAUCUCUUUGAACUUGAAAGGUUCAUGGUUUCCCUACAGAAACACUGCCACUCUCAAUAUAGAAUUUAGGCUGAAAGGUGUGAGGAUCCUUGGGUUAAAGAGGAACAUUAACUUGGAGAAAUGUCCCUUCAUUGUACUGUAAAAAUGUGCGCAGGUUGUGGGGUCUCUGACAGAAAGAGCCUAAUUUAAAUGUGUAUUUAUGUUUUAUUUAAGUGUCUUUCUACCAUGCAUGCUAUGUAGUUGUAUGCUAUUUAACAACAUUAAAAGUGGAUUUUCUAACGCAAA
Molecule: messenger RNA, 6719 nt
Organism: Lates calcarifer (barramundi perch)
Lineage: Eukaryota; Metazoa; Chordata; Actinopteri; Centropomidae
Gene: sema3g
Product: sema domain, immunoglobulin domain (Ig), short basic domain, secreted, (semaphorin) 3bl
Exons: 17
Coding region: 385-2745 (786 amino acids)
Biological process (GO): negative regulation of axon extension involved in axon guidance; positive regulation of cell migration; neural crest cell migration
Molecular function (GO): semaphorin receptor binding; chemorepellent activity
Source: RefSeq, a predicted model, not a curated record